Messenger RNA from Aspergillus tubingensis, 1029 nucleotides. Its product is annotated as DnaJ domain protein. Gene Ontology annotation, molecular function: heat shock protein binding. The transcript is spliced from 2 exons. The record is from RefSeq and is a predicted model, not a curated record. Gene Ontology annotation, cellular component: cytoplasm; nucleus. The coding region runs from base 1 to 1029 and encodes 342 amino acids. NCBI's taxonomy places the organism in Eukaryota, Fungi, Ascomycota, Eurotiomycetes, Eurotiales, Aspergillaceae.
AUGCCUAUCACAAACCCCCUCCACCGCUACAAAUGGAAAGUUGGGGAGGAUCCAGAGGGGCCUUUUUCAGAGGAAGAGAAGGAAAAGCGGGAACCGGUCGAACGCGAUGAAAACGGUGAAAUAAUCAUACCUCGGCGCAGGGUCCUUGAUUUGUAUGAGGUUCUCGGUCUCGAUGACCAGGCGACUCAAGACCAGAUCAGGGCUGCUUAUAAGAAGAAGGCGCUGAAGCAUCAUCCUGACAAGGCACCCCCGAGCAAGAAAGAAGAAGCAAACAGUAAAUUCCAAAAAAUCGCCUUCGCGUACGCCGUCCUUUCUGAUGAACGUCGCCGCGCGAGAUUCGAUAAGACCGGUAGUACGGAGGACGCCUUGGACGAAGAUGAGGAUUUCGACUGGACGGAGUUCUACCGGGAGCAAUUCGCCACCGCCGUUGAUGUCGAUGCGAUCGACAAGCUCAAGAAGGAAUAUCAGGGGUCUGAGGAAGAGGUCAAGGAUAUACUGCAGGCCUAUGAAGUCCACCGGGGCGAUCUGGAUAAAAUCUACGACUCUGUGAUGCUGUGUAAUGUCAUUGAUGAUGAUGAGCGAUUCCGCGCCAUCAUUGACUUGGCUAUUGCGGAGGGAAGGGCCGGGAAGUACAAGAAAUACACGGAGGAGCCGGUCAAGAAGCGUCAGGCCAGAUUGAAGCGGGCACAGAAGGAAGCGAAGGAGGCGGAACAAGUGAGCAAGGAGAUGGAGGAGAACAAGUCUAAGACGGGUAGAAAGAACAAGGGAGGGAGGAAGAAGGAGGAUGGCCCCGAGGACGUGGGUGACUUGGCUGCAAUGAUUAAACAGCGGAACCUUGGCCGUCUUGACAACCUCAUCAAUCGGUUGGAGGAGAAGUAUAACAAGGAUAGUGAGCUUAAUGAGCUGGGGCCGGGGCCGAGCAAGACCAAGAAGACGAGGAAGAAGCGGAAGUCGAGUCCUCCUGAAUCGGCAUUCGAAGAAAUGGCUGCGCGUGGGGAGAAGAAGAGGCAGAAGAGGACCAAGGGGUGA